AUGGAGGACGAUGCGCGAAGUGGCAAGACAAAGGCCACCAACGUGACGCUGCAGUGCGGUGGCGGUGGCUAUGGUGGUGGCUAUGAUUCCGGCAAGGGCUCCAAGAGCAAAGGGAAGCGCAAGCGUUCCGAAGAAGAUGCGCGAAGUGGCAGGACAAGGGCCACUAACAUCACCCUGCAGGGUGGCCUGCCGAGUCUGCUCACGGGGCGCGCUGGCCGCGACGACAUGAUCGUCGGCACAGAGAUGACCUUCGACAUUGAGGAAGAAGCGCGAAGUGGCAAGACAAAGGCCACCAACGUGACGCUGCCGGGUCGACUUUGCUGGCCACGUCAGAGGGCUUUGAGGCCGAGCUGUUGGCGGGGCGUCGAGGGUGCUUGCUGCAGCCGGUUGAGAAAAGUGGCUUGA
Molecule: messenger RNA, 405 nt
Organism: Symbiodinium natans
Lineage: Eukaryota; Dinophyceae; Suessiales; Symbiodiniaceae
Source: the annotation of a GenBank genome assembly